GGGGAGGAAGCAGGAGGGAGGGGGAGGGAGCAGAACAGAGUGAGUAUGUUGUAGCUUUGAACAAUCACUUACACGUAGGAGGAUUACUAUGAGAGGAGGUGUGAUUAAGACUUUUCAGUAACACAAGAUUUUGGAAUGGGGAGGAAGCAGGGCACAAUUUUGUAUACAAUAUGAAUUGACACUGUUGUCACGACUCCUUUACAAAAGACAGACAUGGACUUUUGUGCAUUCCUAGCACAGUGAGUUCACCAAAGGCUAUGUGGUACAUCUUAGUGUAAAGCAUGCACACUGCGUUCAACCUCGUCACCAGCUACGUUGCACCAAGCCCCUAGCAGCAAGUCGUGUCACACAGAAGCCACUACCAUCACUGCUGCUCUUUGAACCACAGUCAGGUUUAUGAUACUGAUCUUGGAAGCAAGGGUUUGCAAGCAAGAGAGAAGCUAUGGGAGGGAAGAAGCACUUAUUGUCUUUUGUGGUGGUGCUGUGCAUAAGCUGUUGUACCAGCUUCUACCUCCCUGGUCUAGCACCUGUAAGUUUCUGCAGAGAAGGGAACAGCACAGACAACUGCAAGUCCAAAAUUGAAUUAUUUGUAAAUCGACUGGAUUCUGUAGAAUCUGUUCUUCCAUACGAAUAUGAUGCAUUUGAUUUUUGUAAGGAUGAGAAUGAAAGGCGACCCUCUGAAAAUCUUGGACAAGUUCUUUUUGGAGAAAGGAUUGAAUCAUCGCCAUACAAGUUUUUCUUUAAUAAGAACCAGACAUGCAAGAUGAUUUGUUCCAAGAUCUAUCAUCCCAUGGUUAAUAUGCACCUUCUGGAAUUCAUAAAGAAAGGAAUACAGCUAAACUAUCAACAUCACUGGAUUAUUGACAAUAUGCCAGUAACUUGGUGUUAUGAUGUGGGAGAAGGACAGAAAUACUGCAGUCCGGGAUUCCCUAUAGGUUGUGCUGUUUCUCCAGAUGGAAGAGUAAAAGAUGCCUGUGUAAUCAGUUCUGAAUUUAACAAAAAAGACACUUUCUACCUCUUCAAUCAUGUUGAUAUUGCCAUCACUUAUCAUAGUGGAAAUGGAGAAAACUGGGAUGGAGCACGUCUUGUUGCUGCAAGACUUACACCAAAAAGCUAUAAACACCCUAGUAAAGAUAAUUUAAACUGUGAGGCUCAUCCAAUGGAAAUCCCUCAAGAACUCACUAGUGAACUGGAAGUAAUCUAUUCAUAUUCAGUAACAUUUCUGGAAAAUACUACCAUUAAAUGGGCAUCACGUUGGGAUUAUAUUCUGGAAUCUAUGCCACACACAAACAUACAGUGGUUCAGUAUCAUGAAUUCCCUUGUAAUUGUUCUCUUUCUGUCUGGCAUGGUGGCUAUGAUUAUGCUAAGAACUCUGUACAAGGAUAUUGCCAGAUACAACCAAAUUGAAUCUUCUGAGGAUGCCCAGGAAGAAUUUGGUUGGAAACUGGUGCAUGGAGAUAUAUUUAGACCACCCAAAAAGGGAAUGUUACUGUCUGUUUUCCUUGGACAAGGGACCCAGAUUUUCAUUAUGAUGUUUAUUACAUUAUUUCUUGCCUGUCUAGGGUUUUUGUCACCUGCUAAUAGAGGCGCUCUAAUGACCUGUUCUGUUGUGUUAUGGGUUUUACUGGGAACUCCUGCUGGAUAUGUUUCUGCCAGGUUGUAUAAAACAUUUGGUGGGGAGAAAUGGAAAACAAAUGUGUUAAUGACAGCACUUCUAUGUCCUGGGAUUAUAUUUGCUGAUUUCUUUGUCAUGAAUAUCAUUUUGUGGGAGAAAGGCUCAUCAGCAGCAAUUCCUUUUGGCACAUUAGUUGCAAUCUUGGCUAUGUGGUUUGGUAUUUCUGUGCCUUUAACAUUUCUUGGGGCUUACUUCGGAUUUAAAGAAAGACCUACUGAACACCCAGUUCGUACAAAUCAAAUACCUCGGCAAAUUCCAGCGCAAUCGUUUUUUACUAAACCAUUACCUGGGAUCAUCAUGGGUGGAAUCCUUCCAUUUGGUUGCAUUUUUAUUCAGCUGUUUUUCAUUCUAAAUAGUAUUUGGUCUCAUCAAAUGUACUAUAUGUUUGGCUUUCUGUUUCUGGUAUUCAUAAUACUCCUGAUUACUUGCUCAGAGGCUACCAUCUUGCUGUGUUAUUUUCAUCUGUGUGCAGAGGAUUACCAUUGGUGGUGGAGAUCAUUUUUAACAAGUGGCUUUACUGCAGUUUAUCUUUUUAUAUAUGCAGUUCAUUAUUUUUUCUCCAAACUGCAAAUCACAGGAAUUGCCAGCACUAUUUUGUACUUUGGGUACACAUUGAUCAUGUUCUUAAUUUUUUUCCUAUUUACAGGAACCAUUGGAUUUUUUGCUUGCUACUGGUUUAUAAAAAAGAUCUACAGUGUGGUAAAAGUGGAUUAACGCAGCUUUCUAUGCAAAAGCAGCACCAUUAUGAUUCCCACACACUCCUUCAACAUUGUUUGAAGACAUGAGAAAAAAGCAGCUAUUGUUUCUAUGGCACAAGUGUUCAACUGAGACUAGCACUUCAGAUAAUUGUGUUUAUGAUAUAAUGUCAUAUUCUAAUGUUCCUGUGUUUACUAUCUAUCUUGAAAGACUUUUACAGUCUCACUGGUGACAUGUAGAAAGUUUCUAAAUGGAUUCAUGUAGCAUAGGUACAUUUCAGCUGUCUGCCUAUGACCAGUGGUGUCCUAAAUACUGAUGAAAUAAAGAAUUUAGCAGUAUUUUUUCAGGUAAUACCGAUAGUCAUCAAAAGCUACGGUACCUUUCAACUGCUAAAAUCCAUUGUAAGCCCUCAUACCAGUCAUUUGCAGAACAUAUUGUAGUCUCUGAAAAAGUUAAAAUAUUUUAUUUAAA
Xenopus laevis (African clawed frog) is the source of this 2842-nucleotide messenger RNA. RefSeq names its product transmembrane 9 superfamily member 2. The record is from RefSeq and is a predicted model, not a curated record. The coding region runs from base 443 to 2389 and encodes 648 amino acids. Lineage: Eukaryota; Metazoa; Chordata; Amphibia; Anura; Pipidae. The transcript has 17 exons.